UCUAGUAAUGAGUGAUGCCGAUGCGAUGCGUCCUGGCGCUGGACCGCCGCCACAGCCACGCCCACCUUUUCCAGGCGCACGUCCAAUGGUCGGCGUAGGCCCACGCCCACCUAUGCCGCCCAAUAUGGCUGUGCGUGGUGCAAUGCCGCCACCGCUGCGUCCAACAGACAGCAAGAGCAACUUGCUCAUGGGCCCGCCACCACCAGGCAUGCGUCCAGGCAUGCCGCCACGCCCACCCAAUGCUGGUGGACCCAUGAGUCCGACUGGACAGGGCCCGCCGCGUCCGCAGGGCGGCUUUCCUUGGCCGCCACGCCCACCACAAAACAUGCAACGAGCGCCGCAAGCAGCGCCGCCAACUUUUGCGCGUCCCAUGCCCGGACAGCCGCUGCAGGCGCCCUAUAGACCGCCACUCUACAAUCAGCAACAACUGCCGCAACAACAGCUGCAGCAGCAACAGUUGCCCAUGCAACAGAUGCAGCAGCAGCAGCAGCCGCAACUACUACAACAGCAGCAGCAGCAACCACAAUUACGCCCACAAUCUGCCGCCAGUGUGCACAAUGAAGAUGAUGAUGAUGUCAUAAUGGGCACAGCUGUUACGCCGCUCAAGAGUUACAGCAUGCGCAAUGACCCCAUGGGCUCACCGCUGCUGGAGGAGACGGAGCCGCCGUUUGAUACAGCAACAGAUGUUUUAACUAAGACAAACGUUUAUAAAGGUGACAAUGACAGCGGCGUGGAUGAGUCCACUCAAGAGAAGGAUCGCAACGGACCGCAUUCGCCUAGCUCACCGGUUAAGACGCCCACAUCGACCUCAUCGAAGCCAGACAAGUCGGGCAUAUCGCGCCCGCCAAGCGCCACGCCUUCAAAUAAAUCAGCCUCCAAAUCGCGCAGCGCCUCGAAGAAUCGCUUGCUGCUGAAGACGCCCGAGCCAGAGCCAGCCAAGAAAGUACCAAUGAACAAGAUACAAGUGGGACAUGCGCCUUCGCCCAAUCUGAAGGCGGUGCGCUCAAAGAUUGGCUCGCUGGACAACGCCACCUACAAGCCAGGCGGCGGCAAUGUAAAAAUCGAGUCCAAGAAGAUUGAUAUCAAGGCUGCGCCACGCAUAGAGGCCAAAAACGACAAGUAUGCUCCCAAGGGCGGCGAGAAGAAGAUAGUUUCAACAAAGUUGCAGUGGAAUGCCAAAUCAAAGAUUGGCUCAUUGGAUAAUGCGGCCCACAAGCCGGGCGGCGGCGACAAGAAGAUUGAAACGCUCAAAAUGGACUUUGGCAACAAGGCCAAGCCCAAGGUGGGCUCCAAGGACAAUGUUAAGCAUCAGCCCGGUGGCGGCGAUAUUAAGAUACAAUCGCAAAAAAUAGAAAUUAAGGCACAAAGCAAAGUUGGCUCUUUGGAUAAUGUAAAGCACAAGCCCGGUGGCGGUGAAAAGAAGAUAUUCGAUGAUAAGGAUUAUUUGAAAAAUGUUGAACACUCUGUUGCACUGACAACACCACCAACACAGAGUCCACUACCAUCCAUGACGGCUUCAAUAAGCGGCGCUGAUGAAAAUCUAAAUCAACAAUGUUAAAUUCAACAAUUGUCCAAAAAGAAAAUUCAAUAUAUUAUUUGAGACAAUUUGCAAAAAACAAACA
Messenger RNA from Drosophila busckii, 1622 nucleotides. RefSeq names its product microtubule-associated protein tau (gene tau). The transcript has 8 exons. Lineage: Eukaryota; Metazoa; Arthropoda; Insecta; Diptera; Drosophilidae. Gene Ontology annotation, molecular function: microtubule binding. Bases 8 to 1558 code for a protein of 516 amino acids. The record is from RefSeq and is a predicted model, not a curated record. Gene Ontology annotation, biological process: microtubule cytoskeleton organization; neuron projection development. Gene Ontology annotation, cellular component: neuron projection.